AUGUUAUCACAGUAUAACGAACAACUUGCUGCGGGUGACAAUGUUGACGGAUUCAACAAUGGUAAACAAGCAAAUGCAACGUUAUAUUCCUUUGAUUUUGUUGAUGCAGAUGAUUUCUUAGACUCAAUAUCAGGGGCGUUGCCAAAUAGUGCCCAUAACAAUGUCAGUGUUAACACCAGCAACACCAACGAUAUUACAUUUGAAGAUAUGAAUAUCAUGAAUCCAAAUAUCUAUUCUCCAGUAUCAGCAGCAAGCGGUGACGAUUAUGCACAUACUUCUGGCCAACCCAUGGUUAGUGAAGGGAGUAACUACACUGGACAGAACUUUACUGAUUAUUUAUCAGACAACUCCUUGGAGGGAUAUGAUAACAAAAAUGUAAAUCAUCCAUUGAAUGGAGUCGACAUUGUCUUGUCUAACAAACGCUCUAAUUCAACUUCAACUGGAAGUUUAAGUCACAAUGAGGAAAUCACACCAAUUUCACAUUACUCAGUCGAUUCAAUAGUAACUUCACCAGAGCCUCCAAUGAGUAAACAAGGUGAAUUUCCACCUAUUAAACGAAGCACAACCGUGAAUUCAACCAAUAGUAUCACCAACACCAAAAAAUCAUCGAAAGUCACUAAACCAAAAUCAAAAGAUAAGAACUCUCAUAAUAUGAUUGAAAAGAAAUACAGAACCAACAUCAACACAAAAAUCUUGGCUUUGAGAGAUGCAGUACCUGCUCUUAGAAUUGCUGCUGGUUGUGACGAUGUUUCCAUAGCUGAUUUAGAAGGGUUGACGCCAGCAUCUAAGUUGAAUAAAGCUAGUGUUUUAACCAAAGCUACAGAAUACAUUAAACAUUUGGAAAGCAAAAACUCCGUUUUGAAACAACAAAAUAUUGAAUUGCACAGAUUAAUUCAGCAUGCCAACUUGAAUCCAAAGUCUUUACCUCCACCUCCACAACAAAUGCCAAUGCAAACACCAUUUCCACCACCACCACCACAACAACAGCAACCAGGAUUUGGCUUUUAUCCACAGCAAAACCAAUCGUUCAAUGUUUCACCUGCUUCUCAAUACCCCUCUCCUCAACAGCAAGUAUCCCCAAUCCAGCAACAGCCAGCACAACACCCACCACAACCUAAUAGAUAUUUGUUGGGAGGUAUGGCUGCUGUCAUGGGUACCUCCUUAUUUGGUGGAUCAGGUGAGAAUGAUUUCCGCAGUUUGGGUGCAUUACCAUUUUCAUACUUGUUUCCUAACGCUAUUCUCAAUCCAUCUCCAUUGACUAUUCAAUUAUGGACAUUGACCAAGGUGUUGCUAGUUGUUGGAAGCUUGGCCAGCAUUUUUAUUCCAAUGUAUAAACAAGCACAACUUGAAAAGGACGAAAAAUCCACUACUGUCCCCGAAACUUCGCUAUUGGAUUGGAUUUUGAUUUCAAUAGGAUUCAAAGUUCCUGCCAAGUUGUCAGCCUCUAAAAGAGACGCUAUAUUAUCCAAUUUACAAGGAGGAAAUAAUUGGCCACAAUUGGUUUCUGAUUAUUUCUAUUUGACUGGUUGUGAAAUAAAUUUUGAAAAUUGCUUUUUAUCUUUGGUAUUAGGCUCAAUGAUUAGACACAGAUUACCUAGGGUUGCAAAGGUUUUGAAUCAUUAUUUGCUGAUGAAGGAAUCUUUGCUUUUGAAUCUUGACUACAAGGGAGCUGACAAAUCAUUGAAAAGAUUAAAUCAAUUGGUUGGUAAGGUUGAUGGAAUUUCCAUAUUCGAGAGUACUAAUUUGACAACUAGAUUAACCAAUGUUUUUACCAAUAGUCGGAUCAAUGCAAAUAUAGUUGAUGGACAAAAUCAUGUGAAGUACAUUGAAUUUUAUCAACGCAACAUUAACGAUUAUUAUGCAAUCAUUUUCAAUUGGAGGUUGUUGGAACUUAUUCACGAAUUGAAUGUAACUUAUUUGGAAGAAUUGAAUGACGACCAAUCACAAAUAUUAACUGAUUUGAAGAUCAUUGAAGUAUUCAUUGGUGAACAGGACGAUAAGUUGUUUGGUUAUUAUCAAUUAUUUACCAGUAUUUUAAAUGCCAAUUAUGCUCCGUAUUUGUUUGAGAGUUUGAAAGAUAAAGUUGAAUCAUCGUUGGAGAAAUUUAGAAUUGCUUAUGAAGGAAUUGAUUUAACAGAUCACGAAAUUCACAAUACUUCGUCUGAAGAUGAACACGAAGACGAUCCUGUUGUUUCUAAAUAUGUGCCACCGUUAAAGUCACAGAAAUCAUUAAUCUCAUCGUUGAACUUGGUAAAUGAAGAAGAGUUUAUAAUACUAACAUGCUCAUUGACUAUUUACUACUACAAGAAUAAAGAAUAUGACCGUGCAUUGAAAAUAUUGAGCUACUUGAGAUUGGACGAUGAUGCCAAAACAGUCAGUCUUUUAACGUUUACUGCAUUGAUGACAUUGAUCAAUGAGUUGAUACCGGGUAGAAUUGAAGACAAUGAUAAUUUGGACUCAGCCAUUAAAAUCUGUCGCGAUUGGCUUGAGAAUCCUGAUUUAACUCGAUACAUGGAUGAAAAUAUCAAACAUGAAUUAACGAAAAUUGUGGUCAAUAAAGGCAUGAUUGUUAAUGGAAUUGACGUUAAUGAGAGUGAUGAGGAAUGA
Messenger RNA from Candida dubliniensis CD36, 2607 nucleotides. RefSeq names its product Cph2p (gene CPH2). Gene Ontology annotation, molecular function: protein dimerization activity. The record is from RefSeq and is a predicted model, not a curated record. NCBI's taxonomy places the organism in Eukaryota, Fungi, Ascomycota, Pichiomycetes, Serinales, Debaryomycetaceae. The transcript has a single exon. Bases 1 to 2607 code for a protein of 868 amino acids.